AUGUUUUCAUCAAGUUUAGUUUCUUUAAGAAAAUGGACACCAGGUGCCAUCAGAAAUAUUAGAAAACUUAGAGAACAACAAAAGCAAGCUGAAAUUAGAAAAAAAGAGAAUAAAAAAUCUGGUCCAGUUUCAAUUUAUCUUCCAGAAAUUAUUCAAGUGUAA
This is a messenger RNA of Dictyostelium purpureum, 162 nucleotides long. RefSeq lists its product as uncharacterized. The record is from RefSeq and is a predicted model, not a curated record. Bases 1 to 162 code for a protein of 53 amino acids. The transcript has a single exon. NCBI's taxonomy places the organism in Eukaryota, Evosea, Eumycetozoa, Dictyosteliales, Dictyosteliaceae.